ACAGGUAGAAGCGAAUGGCGACCUCUUGAUUUACUCAUUGCAGACCGAUUUUCAGAAAAAAAAACUAUUAUUUUAUUAUACUCCAUAGAUUUACGAUUCGGUACAAGUAUCCCUAAGAAGUCCCUUUUUUAUUGUUUUUUAUGUAUACUCCUUGACCUGGCAUAAGGUAGGACAAUAAGUUUAAAUAAAUUACCAUCAAUUGCAUAAAAAAAUAAAUUUGACAGUUUGACUUAGGUCACAUGUGUCAAUUUUAAAAAGAAAACAGCGAAUACUUGUAAACAGGUACAAAAUAAAUAAAUAUAGUCAUACAGAUCUCUAAUAAUGGUUAUAACGAACGGAGUGAAACUACCCGAGUUCUCGGAGCUGACAGUGGACGAGUGCGAACUGUCGACGGCGACGCUGAUGUCGGCGGCGCCGUACGUCGGCAAGCACUGCGAAGCCGUUAACAACGAGUUCAUGUUGUGCCGAUACGAGAACAAAGACCCUCGGCCCUGCGUCGAGAUCGGGAAGAAAGUCACCGCGUGCACUAUGCAGCUCUUCAAACACAUCAAAGACAACUGCAAGCUUGAAUUCAAUCAGUACGCGAAUUGCAUAGACAAAAGCUCCGGUAACUACACCUUCCAUAACUGUCGGAAGACUCAGGCUGUGUUUGACGCGUGUAUGGAUGAAAAGUUAUGCAUGAAUCGUCCUGCGUUUGGAUACUUUUGUCGUGCAAGGAUUCACCACAGUCCUACGUCUCCGCCGCCACCGGAGCCCUGCCCGUGUGCGCCUAAGGUCCCCGACCCUACACCGUCGCUCCCGGAUUGCAAGCCUCGACCGCCAGCUCGCUUCGGUAAUCGCUUGUAUUGGGCAACGGAAUAGUAAAUUCUAAAUAAAGUACCUCUUUUUAUUACGAUAUUAAAUUAUAUUCUGAUCAA
Molecule: messenger RNA, 917 nt
Organism: Bicyclus anynana (squinting bush brown)
Lineage: Eukaryota; Metazoa; Arthropoda; Insecta; Lepidoptera; Nymphalidae
Product: NADH dehydrogenase [ubiquinone] 1 alpha subcomplex subunit 8-like
Exons: 1
Coding region: 322-861 (179 amino acids)
Biological process (GO): mitochondrial electron transport, NADH to ubiquinone
Source: RefSeq, a predicted model, not a curated record